This is a messenger RNA of Protopterus annectens (West African lungfish), 2205 nucleotides long. RefSeq names its product cysteinyl leukotriene receptor 2 (gene CYSLTR2). Gene Ontology annotation, biological process: G protein-coupled receptor signaling pathway. The record is from RefSeq and is a predicted model, not a curated record. The transcript has 2 exons. Gene Ontology annotation, cellular component: plasma membrane. Gene Ontology annotation, molecular function: G protein-coupled receptor activity. The coding region runs from base 269 to 1195 and encodes 308 amino acids. Lineage: Eukaryota; Metazoa; Chordata; Ceratodontiformes; Protopteridae.
AUAUUCCCUUGUUUUGACACACUUGUGGAGUUGCUACAACUUUCAUCUCUGUGUCACAUUGACUGCAUACAACUCAAGACCUUAAAUUAUGAGCAGACGUAAUACAACACUAAAUUAGGUUUUCUUUUCCCAGUUUUUGUCUAAAAGACAUGGUCUUAAAGAAAUGUGCUUGGAGAAUACAUGCCCAAAUGUUGCAGAAACUGAAGUCAGAUGGAUGGGCAAUGGCACCGAAAACUUUCUAGGAAGAGCUGACUGAAUAAAGUGAGCAAUGGAAGAUAAUAAAAGCAUUUUUAAUACGAACUGCAGUAUUGAUGGCUUCAAACAAGUUGUGUAUCCAGCAGGGUAUACCAUCAUCCUAGUAAUUGGUCUCAUUGAAAAUGGCUUUUCCUGCUAUAUAUUCAUGAAGUCGUACAGCCAGAAGUCAUCAGUUAAUGUUUUCAUGCUGAAUUUAGUCAUCUCAGAUUUAAUGUUUAUAAUCACACUCCCUUUUCGCAUUGCAUACUUCCUUAUGCAAAGUGACUGGAAGAUGGGAAGUGUUUUGUGUAGAAUUGCGUCCUAUACUCUUUAUGUCAAUCUUUACGGCAGCAUCUACUUUCUGACUGCUCUUAGCAUUAUACGAUAUGUUGCUGUUGUCCACCCAUACAAACUUUUAAAACUGAAUAGUGUCUCAAGUGCACAGUGGAUAUGCACAGGCAUUUGGAUUUUCGUACUUCUAGCUUCAUCUCCUUUGCUUUUAAAUGGCACACGGGAAGUCAAUGGCAGGCGCAGCUGUCUAGAGCCUGUGCAAAAAACUAGUGAAAAGCUGAUGAUCAUGAAUAACAUUGUGAUAGUCGUAGGAUUCAUUAUACCAUUCUGUAUAAUCUGCGUCUGUUAUGUAAGUGUUUUCAUAACCCUAAUGAAAGCAAAUGCAAAGAAAAACAAAAUGCGAGCUUCAAGUAAAAAAGCAAUGGCCAUGAUCAUCAUUACCAUGUCUAUAUUUUUAAUUUGUUUUUUGCCCUACCACAUUUUACGGACAAUCUUUCUGAUCAAACGAAAUCAAAGCAUGUGCAACAAAGUUUUGCAUAAAGUUUUAGUAAUGACUCAGUGUUUAGCAGCUGCAAAUACCUGUUUUGAUCCAUUGUUGUAUUAUUUUGUUGGAGAGCAUUUCAGAGAGCAAAUAAAGAGGCGAGAAUCAACAAGGAUAAAUGAAAAUUAAAUCACAAGAUCAGCCAUCUAACUUUCACAAGCCACCAUUGUCACUGCUCUGCUGAGAAGGAAAAUGUGAUAAAGCUGUCUCAUAUAUAUGUUUUGCACUGAGGGCCUUACUGAGCAGUCUGGUACAUACUUCAGUACACCAGCACUGGUAGCGUUCAGCAGGGUACAUAUACAAGGAAUUACGUUUUGCCAGUUUAUGAUGGACAUGGUACUUCACUCACCUAUACCUGUACGUAAAACUGAAAAUUGUAAAGAAAAGUAGAUGUAUUCUGAAUUUAUAUCUUACAUAUUUACUUCAGAGUUUGACCAUGAAUAUGUUAUUAACUUUGACAUUUCUUAAGUAAUUAUGACCUCUAUUUUUAUAAAUAUUUUUAGCCACAAAGUCUCACAAGCAGCAAGCUUCCAUUCCCUGAUGACUCCUUUACUCCCCAACAACUGAUGUAAUAAGACAUUAGGAAGGAAGUGUAAGAGCUGGGGAUUGCAGGCAUCAUCCAACAGGAGCCAGAAGACGUUUUGCAUCCUAAUUCCCCCUAUUUUGGCUAGACAGUGCACUGCAAUACCUGCUAUGCUUAGCCAGCAUGGCUAUUCAUUUGUGCAGACCUAUAAUAUUCAUCUAAAGUGCUGUGCAUUGCUCACCAGUGUCAUGUUCUCUAGAGUUCCUAAUGCACAAGGUGCACUUCUAGGCUUCUCCAAGAAAGUGAUUUUGGCCUGGGAAUCGGUCAACUCCCUCCUUGGAAUGGGCUUCCACUCAUCAUUACCUGACUAGUGCAUAUUAUACUAGAAAAAUAUUCAUGGCCAAAACCUUAAAUCAUGGAAUCAAGUCACAUGACUUACAUUUUUCAGUGAAAUAUAAAAAUUGUUUAAUUUAGUCUUGCACUUAGUGUAUCAUUUAUAUAUUUCUGAAUGCAUAUUUCUCUGCAGUUAUGUUUCGUAUCUUCAUAGGUUUAUAGGGUCAUAGGUGUAUAGUAGGCUAAUGACCAUUAGGGCCCGUAUAAGCCUAGCCAUGCAACC